Messenger RNA from Plasmodium gonderi, 1101 nucleotides. RefSeq names its product 6-cysteine protein. NCBI's taxonomy places the organism in Eukaryota, Apicomplexa, Aconoidasida, Haemosporida, Plasmodiidae. The coding region runs from base 1 to 1101 and encodes 366 amino acids. Gene Ontology annotation, cellular component: cell surface; plasma membrane. The record is from RefSeq and is a predicted model, not a curated record. Gene Ontology annotation, biological process: symbiont entry into host. The transcript has a single exon.
AUGAUGUCAGAAGUGAAAAGUUUAUACAUGGGCGUUGUUCUACUCGCCUUACUUGUGAUAUGUCGAGAAAUAUGUAUGUGCAAAAAACACGUAGAUUUAUCUAGUUCACAAAAGAAUUUAUUUCUUCUGAAUGUAGAACCAGGAGAUACAGUGGUGUAUACAUGUCCAUACAGUCUCAAUGGAGAAAUGAAAAUUACAUGUGCAAGAGAAAGAGAGUAUUUUGAAAGAAAAUUAUUUUGUUUCGAACAUGUAAUAAUUAAUAAAAAUGUUUAUCUUUUAAGAGAUUAUAUCAGAGGGGCACAUAAUUUGGUUAGUAAAUAUGUAAACAAUAUAUACACAGCUGAAUUUACUGUUCCUCCUGUUGUAUUGACAAAUCGUCAUUUUGAAUGUUACUGUUACAUGGAUCAAGGAGAGCAUGUUGUAAAAAAAACGUUGAAAGUACAUAUAUCAAAAGGAAUUGUACGUAAAAUUCCUGGAUGUGAUUUCAAUGAUGAAUAUAGAGAAUCUACUGCAAUUACAACAUUUAAUAAUAUGAAUCGAAAAUUUGUUAAAGUGUGUGAUAGCUAUCCAAAGGGUGGUGAUACCAUUGUUCUCUUAUGCCCAAUGAAUUAUACUGUAAAACCAAAUGGAUGUUUUUCUCAAGUUUAUGUUAAGAAAGAAGAUUUUGCAAAUGAAAAAAAUAACCUUGAAGAGAGAUUUAAUAUUAAUCGUAAAUGGGAAGAAGACAAAUAUAAAGUUGUAAAUGUAGAAACUAUUUUUAAUCAAAAAUUAGUUACUUCUGGGGAUGAAAAUACCAGAUUUACAAAAAUACCUGUGACAAAUGAAGAAGUUGCAUUUACCUGCACAUGUCAGGCGAAUGAUGGAUCAGAUACGCUAAUGAUGAAUGUUUAUAUGAAUGAAAAUUAUGAUAAAUUUGUCAAGUCACCAAAUGAACGAUUGGAACAAAACAAUGACAGAGUUCAGCACAGCAAGUUUAAUUCAAACGCAACUGUCACCACGAUUCAUGAAAAGUAUGAAAAAAAAGAGUCAUAUGGAGCUCAUUCCUUUUUUUGUCAAAUUUUGUUUUUCCUUUCACUUCUUGUCUUUUUUGCAGUAGCUUAG